Messenger RNA from Sinocyclocheilus grahami, 1602 nucleotides. RefSeq names its product RNA pseudouridylate synthase domain-containing protein 4-like. Gene Ontology annotation, molecular function: RNA binding; pseudouridine synthase activity. The coding region runs from base 197 to 1273 and encodes 358 amino acids. The transcript has 7 exons. The record is from RefSeq and is a predicted model, not a curated record. Gene Ontology annotation, biological process: pseudouridine synthesis. Lineage: Eukaryota; Metazoa; Chordata; Actinopteri; Cypriniformes; Cyprinidae.
ACUGGUUCACUAAGAAGAUCCGGUUAAAUAGAACAAUUCGUUCGCGAACCGGACAUCACUACUUAUGUGUUUAAUGUCUUCUUGGUUACUCGGCUUUUCCUGUGAUACUAGCUUUUUAAUCGGACAGUGAGUAAUUUAAGAUCAGGGGCUCGGAUUUGAGGAAAGGGAGUUACCUUUGAACUAUUCAUCUGUGAAAAUGCGAUAUGCACGUGAGGUGACAUUUCCGAUGCUCGUGAGAGCGUAUGCCACAGCUUCAAAGACUGAGACCGUCGCUUCUAACGGCAAAGCAGGACUUAAAGCAGCAGAUAUCGCGAACAGACUCCGGAGUGAAAAGGAAAAUCAAACAAAUGACAAAGAUGAGGUUCCGGUGUCACCUCUUCAAAACAGAGUAAACGAACUCAAACAGUUCUCUCAGCAACUGCAAUCUGUUCAUCCCAGUGUGCUCGUAAAAGCUCUUUACAGGGGUAUCCUUUAUCAAGACCAAAACAUAAUCGCAAUAAAUAAACCAUACGGUGUGCCUCUGCAUAAUGUAGAUGGCAUCAGAAACAGCAUAGUAGAAUGUCUGCCUUUGCUAGCAAAGAUAACUGAUGGCAUGCAGGCAGGAGCACAGUUGCACCUUUGCCAUAGCUUGGAAAAAGAAAAUACUGGAGUUUUGAUCCUGGCUAAAACGGAGGAAGCCGCUGAACAUGUCCAAACACUCAUCAGAUCACACAAAGUGGAAAGGAAAUACUUGGCAGUCACUGUAGGUGUGCCCGUUCCAUCCGAGGGAGUGAUUGACAUUCCCAUUAUAGAGAAGGAGGUCACGGGACCUCAGCCGCAUUUUAAGAUGGGUCUGAGCCCAUUGUUCAAAGUGAGUGAGGAGGGAGAUGGAGUGACCCGGGUAAGAGCUCAUCGACAGGCACACAGUGCAGUCACGCAGUAUCGGGUUCUGGACAGCACCAGUGGCUGCAGCUUGGUGGAACUGCAGCCUGUCACAGGUGUGAAAAACCAACUUCGCGUGCACAUGGCUCUUGCUUUGACCUGCCCCAUUCUUGGAGACCACAAAUAUGCUCACUGGAACAAACUAGCACCACAGAAGCUGCCAGAGGGCAUACUGCGACGGCUGGGCCUGGUGCAGAGUAAAACACGAUACCUCCCUCUUCACCUGCACUCCCGAAGGAUCGUCCUGCCAGGGGUCAAAGGUCACAGUGGCAUCACCGUGUCCUCUCCCCUUCCUAAAUACUUCACCAACACCUUAAAGAGACUACAGAUCCCACUACCGGGAAAAGAAUGAGAUGGAUCACAGCUAGCAACGCCAUUUGAAAAAGUAUUACAUUUGUAUUGAGAGGAUGAAGUGGGGUGGAUUUGACUCUGACUGUAGAAAAGGUCAUGUACAAAGCGGGCAUUACAUUGUGUAUUCUGAAUGUUUUUUGUCCAGACUUUGUAAUAAAAGACCAUUGAAAGCGUUUUACGAAGAAAAAUUAUAUCUUUGCUUCACCUGUGAAUUACGUAAUGACAAUUUAAUAAUUGUGCAAUUUAGGGAUCCACAAUAUACAUGUACCAUAUAAUUUAUCAGCCAACAUUAGAUUUUUUAAAUAAUCAUUACUGGUUGAUGUUACACAU